AUGCGCGCCUACCUGAUCUGCCGCAACUUCUCCGUGAACGAUGGCAUGUAUCCCGCCGGCCAUGACCACGGGGGAAUCAUCCAGGGCGUGCCUGUCGCCAUCGGCACCGGUCGAAGGAGCCGCUACCACAACGACGACAUCGAGUCGUCUGUCAGUGAUAGGAGCCGGAGCGGAGGCAGCAGUCCACAAAGCUGCGAAGACCGCCAGGGCAACGCUUCCAGCAGAGCCUUGCACUUUGGCUCCCGCGUGCUCUGA
Ophidiomyces ophidiicola is the source of this 255-nucleotide messenger RNA. RefSeq lists its product as uncharacterized. Lineage: Eukaryota; Fungi; Ascomycota; Eurotiomycetes; Onygenales; Onygenaceae. The coding region runs from base 1 to 255 and encodes 84 amino acids. The record is from RefSeq and is a predicted model, not a curated record. The transcript has a single exon.